Mycetomoellerius zeteki is the source of this 883-nucleotide messenger RNA. RefSeq lists its product as uncharacterized. Lineage: Eukaryota; Metazoa; Arthropoda; Insecta; Hymenoptera; Formicidae. The transcript has 6 exons. Bases 89 to 883 code for a protein of 264 amino acids. The record is from RefSeq and is a predicted model, not a curated record.
CAUGCUGUAUAUUUUGAAAUUUCUAAACGAUAACACGUUUAAUCACGUUUGAUGUGUAAAACGCUUAUCUCCAAGUUAAAUAAUAAAAAUGGGAGAUCUCGUGGAAUUUCCGGUGUUGUUAAACGACGAGAUCAUAACGCUAUUUGUGAACAAAGAAACUGUCGAAAAAGCAACAAAAGAUCAAAACUUCCUGCAACAGUUAAUCAACAAAACAUUAAAUAAAAAUGCAGGAACUGAAUUGCCUGCUAACAGCCCAACAAUUGAAACCAUACUUACUGACUUACCAAAUAAAAUCAUGGAUAACAAUUUGAAAGAUAUAGAUGCUGCAAAGAAUUUUAUGUGGCCAGAUAAUGCGGUGUAUCUUCUGCUAGAAUUAUACCAAGAAAAGGAAGAAAUGUUUAAUACCUCAUUUAAAAAACAUAAUAUUUUGUGGAAAGAGAUUGCUGCAUCAAUGAGGGAAACAAGUAACAUUUACAAUGUGACGGGGCAACAAUGUUCUAAUAAAUUAUCUGGAUUAAAGCGAACAUAUCGAAAUAUUAUCGACCAAAAUAAAAAAAGUGGCAAUGGUCGAAAUUCGUGGGAAUUCUAUUCUAUAAUGGAUUCAAUAUUUGGAAAAAAAGCAUCCACGAAACCGCCUGUUGAGGCAUGCAGCGAUGGUCCACUACCACCGACACCAUCGACUUCGAAUAUAUACACUUCAACUUCAACUCCUGAAGUUCAAAAUUCAACUAGGAAGAGAAAGGUCGAGAGCAUAUUAGAAAAUUUCAUAGUCAAUAUUCGUGAGGAAAGAGAGAUUGUAAAAAAACAACAGAUCGAGGAUAAUCAAAUUCGUCAACAAAGUCGAGAAGCGAAAUACGAAGAAGAAAGACAAUUCAUGUUCUAA